Xyrichtys novacula (pearly razorfish) is the source of this 7355-nucleotide messenger RNA. NCBI's taxonomy places the organism in Eukaryota, Metazoa, Chordata, Actinopteri, Labriformes, Labridae. The record is from the annotation of a GenBank genome assembly.
AUGGGAAGUGUGGCAAAAGAUGAGAAGACUGAGACUGAGAGGAAGAGGCCUGUAUGAAGAAUAAACUGAUAAAUUACAGUUUUGAGUAAAGCCAAUCCCCUUUGCUACUUUAUUUCUCAUUAUUAAAAGCAGAGAACUGAACUGCACAAGUUGACAACAGCUUUUUAUCCAGAAAUGAAUUUGUUAUACCGGACAUUAAAUUAAACUGAAAAGAAGAGAAUAUUAAACAGGAACUGUCAACUAUAGGGAUUUUUCCUGGCAGGUUAAAUCUGCAAGUUUCUGUUUUGGUUUUUGAAGCACUGAAGCCAGCAUCUUCAAAGGCGUCACUCUGAUUCUGCUUAUGUUGAAACCUGAGGUUGCUUCGUUAAAUUUAAUGUGGCUUCCUCUUGUGGACGCAGCCUAUCCUGGCUUAUCAUGGAGUCGCUAACACUUUACAUACUGUCAACAAACACAGCUUCUUUCUCAGGGCUGUAUAUAUAAAAGAAAAAAACAGAAUGGCUUAUUUCCACGAGUCACUAGCCAAAUAAGCAUUCAAAUCAACAAAGAAAUCACAUUAAAAAAAAAGAAAGAAAAAAAAAGCUCAACACUUCUGACAGAAUAUUAAAAAACCACCAACAAUUUACUCUAUUAAGCAAAAGAUGUCCACAGAUGUUUUUUGUUUCUUCGUUUGUUUUUGUUUGUUUGUUGUGUUGUUGUUUUUUUUGUUCAGCAAAAAGUUGUAAAGUCCUUCCCUGUGGUUUUGAAUAUAAUACUGUAUCUCUGGCAUUUAUAAGCAGAGUUAUAUUGAGCCCAGUUAAAUUAAUGUCCAAAACUUUCCAAAGUCAGGAAAAGUCUGCAGCAUCCCCUCCAAAAUAUCUGAGUGGAGUUGUUACAGUGGGCUGAGGUCUUUCUUAUUGAUAGUUGUCAGUCAGAAAGACUCCAUCAUUUUUGCUGCUUCUGCCACCCUGAUCACAAGACUUAUAUGUAGUUCAAAUAUGUAUCCAGCAGAGGGCGACAAAGCAUGGCAUAAUUUCCCCUACACUUUUCAACAGGACAGGGGUCAGUGUAACUUCAAAAGUGAUUAACUGUCACUGAAGCAAUGUUGUUUUUAAAUGAUUCAGCAGGUUUAGAAAAACUAAACACUAAUAUAACAUUCUCAUUUUUUUCCUACAGGCCUUGGCCAUGCCUCCCCUCCCUGUCCCCCUCAUCCUGGCACUGCUACAGCUUGCAGUAUUCACAUAUGUAAGUGCUGGGGCAUACUAUGGACACAAGCAACACCCUCAGCAAUACCAGCAAAUGCAGCACCUUCAACACAUGGGCAUGGGCAAGGAAGGCUAUCCCCAACAGCAGUACCUUGGCAAAGAGGUGCCCUACAUGCAGUAUCCACACUACAGAAAGGAGCUACCGCAAAUGCCGAUGCACAAGGGCAAAGAAAAUCCUCGUAAAGGGGGCGGCUACAAUGGUGGUCAAGACAAAGGUAAAAACCAACAUUUUCCAUCAUCAGUAUAUAUAAAUCUUUAAGAAUAUUAUGUCAAACUGACAUAAUGAAGUACAGAUUCUUAUGAAUUCUACAUGUACGUUAAAACCUUUUUUUCUUCUUGAUAUUGGAAACGUUUUGUAAAUGCGCUUUUGUAAAGUUUAAAAGAGAGCAUCUGCCUUUUGGAUCUAACAACCACAUUUCAGUCCAUGUCUCUGCCAAUUCAUCAUUUCUGGUUGGAUGUUUUUGUCAUUUACCACAGGUCAGACAAUCCCAAGUGGUGCAGAGGGAAUUCCUCAGGGAGAACCAGGCCCAGCUGGCCCCCCUGGGCCAGAUGGACCUCCAGGACCUGCUGGACCUCCAGGUAUUGGACAGCAAGGGCCCCCAGGAAGACCUGGACCACCUGGUCCACCAGGAGUACCUGCCGUGGGAAAACCAGGUUUGCCAGGACUACAAGGCAAGCCUGGAGGGGUUGGGGAGCCUGGACCCCUAGGAGAAAUGGGUCCAAGAGGUGAAGAAGGACCUGCUGGACAGCCAGGACCUCAAGGUCCCCCAGGACCACCUGGGUUACCAGGAAUUGGUAAACCAGGGGUGCAAGGACUACCAGGCCAACCUGGCCUAAAAGGUGAGCCAGGACACAAAGGUCUUCCAGGGCUACCGGGAUUACCAGGACCCAAAGGAGACAAGGGGAUGGGUCUGCCAGGCCAACCUGGUCACAAAGGCUUCCCAGGGCCUCCAGGACCUGCUGGUCCAAGGGGGUUGCCUGGUUUUGGCAAACCAGGGUUGAAUGGGGCUCCUGGGCCACAGGGACCUCCAGGAGAGAAAGGGCAUCCUGGGGAGCAAGGACCAGCAGGGCUACCUGGUGAAGGAGGACAGCCUGGCCCACCAGGUUUACCUGGUCAAGGGAAACCAGGUCAAAAUGGUCUGCCAGGACAGCCAGGCACACCCGGCAUAAAAGGUCAUCCAGGACCACCAGGAUUGCCAGGAAAGCCUGGACUUCCAGGAUUUGGAAAACCAGGACUCCCUGGACCAAAGGGUGAUAAAGGUAUGGGUGGACCACCUGGAUCCCCAGGACCUAAAGGUGACAAGGGCCACGGAGGACUGCCUGGUAUGCUUGGACCCCCUGGACCAAUUGGUCCAGCAGGUCCCCCUGGCUUAAUCGGACUACCAGGAGGUAUAGGUGCACCUGGUCCUAAGGGAGACUGUGGAGAAGGAGGACCCAAAGGUCUUGAUGGAGCCCAGGGAGAAAGGGGCCCUCCUGGGUUACCUGGUAAGAAUGGUCUUCCUGGAGAGCAGGGAGAGCCUGGCCCAAGGGGUCCAUCAGGACCAAUAGGUCCCAAAGGAGACAAUGGGCACAAAGGUCUACCAGGUAACCCUGGCGCUCCAGGACUAUCUGGACCAAAAGGACAAAGUGGACUGCCAGGUGGAGUAGGGCCUCAAGGUCCCAAAGGAAUCCCUGGCAUGGAUGGGGCAGCAGGCCCAAUUGGGUCUCCAGGUCUUCCAGGGCCAAAAGGAGAUAGUGGUUCUCCUGGUCCACCAGGCAUUGCAGGUGAGGGAAUUCCAGGUGUACCUGGUCCCAUAGGACCACCAGGCAAAGAGGGUCCAUCAGGACCCCUCGGACAACCAGGUCCUCCAGGUCCUCCUGGACCUCCAGGCCCACCCGGGGAAACUGGAUUGUCUCCUGAUAUGGCUGGAGUGCUUUCUCAAAUGGGUCCUGGACUAGAUGGUGUUAAGGCUGGUGGUUAUGGCAAGAAGGGCAAAUAUGGAGGUAAUGGGGCAGAAGUUAUGGGCGCCAAUGGGUUAGAGAUGCCCGCAUUCACAGCAAUAAUAACUACUCCUUUUCCACCUGUGGGCACCCCAGUUGUCUUUGAAAAGCUUUUGUACAAUGGUCGCCAAAACUACAACCCUGAGACAGGAAUCUUCACCUGUGACAUGCCUGGCAUUUAUUACUUUGCCUACCACGUUCAUUGCAAAGGAGCUAAUGUGUGGGUGGCUUUGAUGAGGAACAACGAGCCAGUGAUGUAUACAUACGAUGAGUAUAAGAAGGGAUUCCUGGAUCAAGCUUCAGGGAGUGCAGUAUUACCUCUACAACCUGGGGACACUGUGUAUAUACAGUUGCCUUCAGAUCAGGCCUCAGGACUUUAUGCAGGACAGUAUGUGCACUCCUCCUUUUCUGGAUAUUUGUUAUAUCCGAUGUAAAACCACAAACUGCAGGAUGGUACAAUCUUCAGUGAGUACAAACAGGGAGCAUAUAUGUGUAUGUAAGAAAACUUAGUCGACAUCCACCUGAGAUAAACAUACUUGUUUCACUUAAGUCAACAAGUUUUGAUCUCGUCAACAGAGAUGAGCAGUAAAUAUGGGAUACCAAACGGAAAAUCUUUAGUAUGACUGUAAAUAUACAGUGACUUCUAUACGGUAUAGCCUUAGAGUUGUAUAACUGAGGGAAAUUAGAAAAAAAUGUCCGGUGAACAAAAGGAUUAUAUACAAAGAAGAGUGUGAAACCCCGAAAAGGGUUGUAAGAUACACACGCCCUGUUGCUGAACAAAAAGAAAGGACAUAUUUAAUGUAUGCUAAAGAAAUUGCAAAAAAAACCCACACAAUUCCUGUAACACUGUUGAGACGGUGUCAAAUUUAGAGCCUGUCCCAGAUCAAAACCGGCAGCUAACCUGUGUGGUAAAUGUGAAACACAGUAGGAAUCAUGAAGUUUUAUUCAUUUUAGGUAAAAACAAAAGUUUUUGCAUCCAUAGCUUUAUAUAAACAGCUACUGUGUUACUGUGUGCUUAUAAUAGUGGCAAUCAGACAAGACUUUGAAAUAUUUGGAGGAAACACAUCCUGGUCAAACAAGUGGCAAAUUAAUGAGUUUUGGGAUAAGGUUGAUUGUAUUCAAUCUUACCUUGAUCAUCAAUAGGUAACUCUCUGAAGUUCCUCUGAAAUCCUUUUGUCAACAAAACACAGAGCAGGAGCAAACUUCAAGAAGGCAGUGCUGUACUGGUUCAGGGGAGUAUUUUAAAAGCAACUAAUGUUUUAUAGGAGCACAUAAUAUAAGUCAGAAUAAAAAAAUCACAUGAAUGAUGUAUGGUGCUGACAGACAAUUACUCCCAUGAGUGAGAAUCAGAAAAUAAGAAUGUAUUUUUAUGUUUUUAAUGUUUGAAUAUAGGUUUAUUUUAUUUUGUGCAAAACUGGUCUAAGAAGGUCAAAGAAAUACAUGUUUCCCAAACUAUGAAAACCACUCCAUACAUAACAUAAAAUAUUGCCCCAUGGUGUAGAGAAAAGUUGGCAUUACACAGUGUAUCAAAAACUAAAAUGCAAGAUUAAAUACAAGUGGUAGUGAUAAGUAUCUGAGACACAAACCCAUUUAACCAUUUAUAUUCUACAACUCAUUUGUAACUUCAAUUCAUUAUCAUUUAGAAUUGCAGCCUAUUAAACAUAACAGGAUGCCACAUUAAUCAUCUUGUGGAUUAGGCUGUUGUUUUUUAAUGAAACAGCAUGUCUACUAUGAAUUUCUAACUUUUAAAAAAUAGGGGUAUCCUCAGAAUCUUGAUUUCUUAAGCACAUUUGUGUUGCAGAUAGAAUUAUGAGGGGGCAAAAAAUGUUCAACCAGUGGUCUCAAAGAAAAUAUUGAAUGUUGCAGCAUUGCAUGACAACAGUUCUUUUAGUAAUUUAUUAUAUUGCUUGCUAAUCACAUUCAUGCAAUGACAAGGACAAAUGAAAUGAAUAAAUGAAAACUUCAAUGUAUUUCUUAUUUUAACCAUGGUGCUCAUAGUGUAAAACAGUCAUGGUGCUAAUAUUGUCAAUAUUGUCAUAACCAAAGAUUUGAUGUCUGUAUGUGUUGUGUUUGUUAUAAUUUUCCAUGUUUUUCUAAAUAAAAAUUGUCUAAAUUAAAAGUGUUGUUGGGUCUGUUUAUAUGACAAUAGAAAACAAAAUCAAUUUAUUUGGCAAAACCUGAUGCAUUUAUUUGAACUGUGUGUAAAUGUAAAAUUGGUGUACUGUUUUUUUAAUGGCGUCAACUUCUUUGUGAUGUUUUAGACAGAUGCAUAGACACACUAAUAAGAUAAUAAAACUCAACAUGCAGGGCACAAGAAACAGUCAUCUUUUCUCAGGAGCAAAAUAAUAUGAGUACAAUAAAUAAGCCCAUCUUUUGUUUGAUAAAUUUGUAAAAUCCAGUAAUGCAGAUGAUGCCAAAUCUCAACACAAACUGGGGUCAUGAUGCACAAGAUGCUCCCUUUACCAGCUUCUUCUGUACAAUUUUAUAAAAUAAACUAUUCUAGACGACUCAAGACACUUCAGGUCUGUUAUAUUACUUAAAUGUAAGACUGGGACACGAGAUGAACCCUUGAGAGAAAAGUACUGGUUCCGGUUCAGACAGCCGGCCAAGUGAGAUGCUGAUGCUGCGGUGGGCAAGGCUCUCGGUGGUUGGAGACUGUGCGCAUGCGCAGAGCUUUUUACAACAUCCAUGUACCACAUCCUUUGUCGGUACAGGUUCAGAGAAGGAGCUCAGCCGGUCUGUAAGGAUACACGAAACGGUAAGCAAUAGGAGCAAACAGGAAUCACGACAGUAUCAUAUUCCCUGUGCUUAAAAUAGAGUUGUCAGUCUCAACAUGUAGUAUGUGUUUGUCCAAAGGUUACAGUGGAAUUGGUAAGCUAGCUGUAGCAGCUAACAAGCUAGCCGUGCUCAGCUCGAUAUCUAAGUCUGUCUUUUCCGUGUCUUAUAUAUAAUUUUUUCAGGAAGGUGUUUGUUUUUUAUCUAGUAUCUGAACGAGACAACAGUCUGGCUUGUCAUUGCUGAAUUUGACGCUAUUGUUUUUACCUCCUCCUCAUGCCAUAUUUUUGUGUUGCUAAAUCUGCCUUUUGGUCCAUUGUUAGGCUUACUAGCAGGACUAAGUGGGCUCAUUCAAUCAAAGGAAAAAUAAGAUUCAACAAAUUUAAUAAUACAUUUUUAAGUCUUGCAAAGAGUUAAAACCAUGCCAUAGUCGAAGCUAUAAUUUUAUGAAAAUAUGUUUGUCUAAUUGUGUUAUUGAUAAAUAUGACAUAAUGAAUAAAUGUGGGCUGUUAUUUUGUAACAAAACAAGACAUCCUCUUGGGUCAGGAAACUUACUGACCAGAUCUGGAUAUAGUAUGAACAAAACAAUUGAAUCGAUAUGCAAAGAGUCAAUUACAUAGCUUAAAAUGCAAAUUACUGGCAUCUGAAAUAUUGUUUGAUUUAUUUGUUACUAGAUUUCUCUCAUCAUGACAUCCCGCCUCGGAUCCAGAGCUGCUUGUGCCAAUGGAAGUGACUUCAAACCCAGCAAACCCAGAGAAAGGGUGACACCACACUACCAAAUGAGGCAAGCAAAUUCAUCUGCUUUUAUUACUAGUCACAGAAUAUGAGUACUCAUUCCUGUAUAUUCACUGAAUAGCGACAAGGAUCAUCUUGUUUAUCUGUUAUGUUUUUUACAGUGCUUCCCUAAAGUCAGAAGUACGGAAGCUAAACCUGGUUCAACUUCUCAUCUGGUUGCUGGUGGCAGCACAGGUGACUGUCAGCCACUUCAACCUGGUGUCACACGACACAGUGUCUAUGCCGUACCAGUGGGAGUACCCAUACCUUCUCAGCCUUCUCCCUCUCCUCUGCAGCAGCCUCUCACUUCCAAAGAACAAUAUUAGUUACUUGGUCAUAUCCAUGAUCAGCGCAGGGCUGUUCUCUGUGGCUCCUCUCAUUUACGGUGGAAUGGAGAUGUUUCCUGUAGCGCAGCAACUCUACCGCCAUGGGAAGGCCUAUCGCUUUAUUUUUGGCUUCUCUGCAGUGACUGUUAUGUACCUCAUUAUGGUGGUUGCUGUUCAAGUGCAUGCUUGGCAAUUAUAUUACAUGAAGAAGCUUUUAGACUCAUGGUUCGAUACCACUCAAGAAAAGAAGAAGAAAUAA